Messenger RNA from Cheilinus undulatus (humphead wrasse), 1347 nucleotides. It is a transcript of the gene mrps26, whose product is annotated as mitochondrial ribosomal protein S26. The transcript is spliced from 4 exons. The record is from RefSeq and is a predicted model, not a curated record. Gene Ontology annotation, cellular component: mitochondrial small ribosomal subunit. The coding region runs from base 131 to 754 and encodes 207 amino acids. Lineage: Eukaryota; Metazoa; Chordata; Actinopteri; Labriformes; Labridae.
ACAAACAUGGCGGCUGCCUUAAGUCACUAACAUUUCUGUCUCAAUGUUGACUUUGAAAUCUUACUGUUGUGACACACCAUUACAUUAAACGACCGAUAAUCCGCUCUUAUUACCACAUUUCAACGCCGACAUGUUCCAGGUACUCAGCGGGCGGAGCGUCCAGGCAGCCCGGCUCCUCUCACCCAGGAGCGCCGUGCUCGUGGAGGCUGUCCGGGGCAGGAAGUCCCGCACCGACCCGGUGGCUAAGUCCAAAGAGGGGCGAAUUAAAACGCCUCCACCUGUGGACCCGGUGGAGAUGGUGGUCCUCAAGGAGAGAUUUUCGGAGUACCAACUGAUCAUGAAGGCGUUACGGCUGGAGUUUAAGGAGGAGGUGCUCAGGAGGAAAUACGAAGCAGAGACAGGCUCCUAUGCAGAAGAGAGGAUGAGGCGUGAGACUGAGGAGCAUCGCGCCCUCAUGGCCUUCAACGAACAGGAGAACCAGCGCUUACUUAAACUCAGGUUACUGAGGUUCCAGAAGGAGAAGGAGGAAGCUGAGCAAAAGCAAAUCGAAGCUGCUAUGAAACGAGAACAAGAACAGCAAGAACUUAUCAAACAAAGAGAGAUGGAGAUUUUACAACUACAGGAGGAGGCUAAGAACUUCAUCACCUUGGAGAAUUUGGAUCAGCGAAUAGAAGAAGCUUUGGACAAUCCGAAGAAUUAUAACUUUGCCAUCGACAAACAAGGCAGAGUUGUUAAACAGACGAUGCUGAAGUGAAACAAAGGACCUAACUGUAUACGUCUGUCUCUGAGGAGUGAAAUAAAACUCAGACAAGGAUCAUUUGUAGUCUGGACUGUGAGUUCAGACUGAGCUGGCCUGGACAAGAGGACUCUGUUGUCUGUUAAAGAAGCAACAAUGAUGGGGCUUUCUAUCAGCAGCUUUUGUUUGUCCGGUUUCUGCUUCUAAUGAUGUCACUAUAGCAUGUUAUUUUUCACUAUUGUUUUCUCAAAUGUGCAGUAAAUCAAUGAUGCAUUUGUGUUCCUGUAAAAUGAGUCUGAACCUUAUAAAAGUAGGUAUUGACUAGAAUUGGACUUGGUUGCUUAUUCCUCAGAGACGGCACUUUGACAGCCUCUACAAAUGAAAACAUUUGACCUGAAACUCAUUUGAUAGGCUAUAAUUUCUUUUUAGAGCAUUGUGCUGAACCACAAGAGCCUAAAAUUUAAACUGUUGAUACUGAAUGUUGAUUAUUUAGGGGAGGAAUACUCUGACAACUAAAGGAUAGGGACUAUGUCUCUAACGUGCUUCAAAUUUUGACAUAAAAUCAGACUUCGAUCAGAUAAAGUACCUUUAAACUUUCAGAUUCUAUCCAG